This is a messenger RNA of Acanthoscelides obtectus, 11497 nucleotides long. The record is from the annotation of a GenBank genome assembly. NCBI's taxonomy places the organism in Eukaryota, Metazoa, Arthropoda, Insecta, Coleoptera, Chrysomelidae.
GCGCCAGUGGCGCCGCGUUCAGCAAGGCCGUAUAAAGUCAAUUGUAUAUUUCAGGAGUUUUCCAUCAAAAUUGAUCCAAAAACUAUGUAUAAUUCUCAAAAAGAUCGACAAGCAGUCCAAGUGCACCGCGUUCCGUCGCUCCGGCCACCCUCCAGUUCCGUUUUCUCAGUGCUUUGAGUGCGGGAACGAACAAUUUGACCAAAAGUCGAUUGUCAGGGUGUACCUAUCGAGUAGUUUUUAGGAGCUCCGGUAGAGCUUCCUGAUAAAACUAUAGAAUAUUAGCCAGGUUCUAUUUUUAAAAUAUGCCUGUGUAGUUUUGUGUUGUGUUACUACAAAUAUUUGUGCCUGUCUAAGCACAUACGCCUAUUUUUGAAAAUCGUCAAGUAAAAAUAACUAGCGUGUCCAUAGGUCCAUAAAGAUAGGAUAUCAGGAGGCCAUUUUUUUAGUCUGUAUAUUAAAAAAUAACGCCAAUUUUCUCGUUAAUAAACAAACUGUGGUUGUUCGCCUUUUUUUGUGUAUCGCAACAAUACCGCAGCAUGUCAUUAGGACAACAACGUCAGGUAGCAGAGCAUGAAUGGAUACAACUUGUCAAGAUUUGAUGGUCAUUCGAAUCGACGUUAUGGAACUGUCUCACUGGGUUCUCAGGGAAUAAGUACUUGAUAACCAGCCACGGUGGCGUCGGGUCCAGAGUGUGGCCCUGUGGCCGCCGACAAGGGGGCCGAUUGCUGGUGGUCCCCUCUGGCGGCCAUGGGCUGCUUCGGGAACAGGGACGCCUCCUCCCAGGCGUCCGAAGAUAUCCGGUCGCAGAAAAGGAUCUCCGACCAAAUUAACAGGCAACUAGCCAAAGAGAAGGUGGUGUACCGGGCAACUCAUAGGCUGCUGUUAUUGGGCGCGGGAGAAUCCGGUAAAUCGACAAUCGUCAAACAAAUGCGCGUGUUGCAUUCGAACGGAUUCAGCGAGAAAGAGAAGAAGCAAAAGACGGAAGAUAUCAAAGUCAACAUUAAGGAAUCUAUUAUUACAAUUUUAGAGGCAAUGAACGCAAUAAAUCCGCCAGUAAGCUUAGAGAAACCGGAGAAUAAAGAAAAACUAGACUGGGUAUUGAGUAUGAAGAACGACCCGAAUUUCGAAUAUACAGAUCAAUUCUAUGACUAUGUAGAGGCUCUCUGGAAGGAUAAAGGUGUUCAGGCUACCUUCGAAAGGAGCAAUGAGUAUCAAUUAAUAGACUGUGCAAAAUACUUCCUGGACCGAGUUAGUAUAGUAAGACAGCUGAACUACUCGCCGUCGCAGCAGGAUAUGCUGCGCUGUCGUGUACUUACCAGCGGCAUCUUUGAAACGCUCUUCCAAGUUGACAAGGUCAACUUCCAUAUGUUUGACGUGGGCGGUCAGCGCGACGAGCGGCGGAAGUGGAUCCAGUGCUUCAACGACGUGACGGCGAUCAUCUUCGUGACGGCGUCUAGCUCGUACAACAUGGUGCUCAGGGAGGACCCGACGCAGAACCGGUUGCGCGAAAGCCUCGACCUGUUCAAGUCCAUCUGGAACAACAGGUGGCUGCGCACCAUAUCCGUCAUACUGUUUCUCAACAAGCAGGAUCUGCUCGCUGAGAAGAUUCUGGCGGGUAAAAGUAAACUAGAAGACUAUUUUGCGGAAUUCGGACGGUAUCAGCUGCCUGCCGGUGUGAUGAAUGAUGCAAAUGAUCCACCUGAAGUUUUCAGAGCCAAGUACUUUAUAAGAGAUGAGUUCCUGCGUAUCAGCACGGCGUCCGGCGAAGGUAAGCACUACUGCUACCCGCACUUCACGUGCGCAGUGGACACCGAGAACAUCAAGCGGGUGUUCAAUGACUGCCGCGACAUUAUACAGCGCAUGCACUUGCGCCAAUACGAGCUGUUAUAACCAUUCAUCGGAUGCGGCUGCGGCGCGAUGGCGACGCGAUGCGACUAACGUGGAUAUAGACUGCCGGUGGCGGCUGAUGUCCGAUGGAGACACAGCACGCGAUGGAGCCAUAAGCUGAUCGUUGAGGUAGGGGAGUGGACAAAGCUUGUAUGGAGGUUCGACAGGAUAUAUUAAGGAAUCGAAGUUGCGGAAGCUUGCAGGUCAAUCAGGUUUCUCAAAAAUCGAGGGAUAUUGUAUUUAUCCAGGUAUCCGUGAUGCAGCUAUUGUGAGGAUAUGUUAUUUAUUGCCAUUUGUACUAUAUGUCACAUCUAGUUGCUACUUGCUCUUGCUGUUCCUCCUGAAGAAGGAGGGUCAUACCCAAACUUGACAUUUUUUAUAGCAGUUCCUGGUAUUGGUGGCUAAUAGGACCCACUUGAUUCAGGCUGCGGCCUGGCGAUGCUUCCGUAAAAUGUAAAAAAAUGCUCUUGCUGCGUUGUUGAGUUUUUGGCAGAUAUCAAAUAGUCAAAUUUUGUAUCAUGGGAUGUUCCAGGUGCUAAGUGGAAUAGAAAUAGUUUAUAAUAAAACAGCUGAUAAGUAUGUCAUGUCAGCCUUGCAUGGAUCACUGUUUCCGAUAUUUUUCAAGUGAGCACCUAAAGCGGAAAUGGGUAAAAGUGACUGCUUGGGGACACUCGAAGUUAAUGCUGAAGAACAUUCAAUUUCUGAUACAACAAAACAUUAAAAUUAAGUUUGAAAGAAGUAUGUAGUAAGAGGACGGACCACAUACUUUUCAGAGUACUCCUACAGUUGAGUGCCAAACAUGUUAAGAUCAGACAAUUAUAUUCCAGGUGGUAUCUUUUUGAGAAAUCUAGACGAAAAGCAGGAACAGCAUCUAUUAGCGAACUUAUCUAGUUCCUUUGAAAUCAAAUAAAAGUCAAUUUGGCUGUCAAGCACUCACGUUUUGUUCAUGAAUUGGGCGCGUUAAACUCAACUAAAGUGAAGUCACUUCAAAUAAUCGUAAAUAUCAGCAAUAGAAACUGGUGUAUUAUUUGCAGCACAUAUUCUCCUAUUCCUAUUCUCACCCGACCAAACAUUGCAAUGACGUAAAUCGCAUUGCUUGCAGCCAUUUGUACUAGACCUGUACCGUACCGAGGAGCCCUAAUAAGGGCGAAACAGUGCUGUCUACGGUUGGUUGAGGAAACUAAAGGCAAAAAGAUAACCAUUAUUGAUAGGUUCUUUUUUCUAUAGCACUAAACAAGGUGUAUUUAUGCUAAUGUCCGGAAACGAUGAAAAUCCUUUGAAAAGAGUUAAGUGUAUGCUUGACUCGAAUUAUAUUGCCCGUUAUUUUUUUGAUGGAGCUCGUCUAACAAGAAAUUCUUAUGUUCAAAAAAUUUAAAUAAAGUUUAAAAAAUGUAAAAAUUCACGUAUCAAGAUUUGUUAUAUCACAAAUGUUACAUUUUACUUAUCAAGUGGGUCCUUAAUAUAAACUUGCAUCAAAAAUGACUUUAUUUUUCAUUGAUACAUUGCUUACAGUUCAAUUUAGGUAUCAACCCUUCUAAGGCAUUAAACAAUCAGCUUUAAAAAAAUAAAUUCAGUAACAUUCUGGCAUACCCUCUGGAUGUAUUUAUGUAUGAAUCAAAUUCUGACCAGGUAGUUGACUAUUCUGCAGUUUGGAAAAGUGGCAUAUGUAUAGAUGUCCUGUAUAUUGCAACAUAAUAAAAGGCAAACAUUUUCCUUGCUCAACAUGCGGAAUAAUCAGAAAUGCUGAUUGCUUAAACGAUUGGAAUUUACGCACACUUACAUAGAUAGAUAAGAAACAGAAGGUGAUCAAUCAGAACAAUCAGCUCAUUUACAACAACACUUAAAAAAAAUGUUUUAUUCUUUAUAUACAAAAAAGGUCUUGUCACGGAAUUUGGCGGUAUGUAUCAAUAUCAGACGAUAUAAGUAAACUGAUCAACCAAGUUUAGCAUCGGCGGAGCUAAUUUUUCCCAACUGCGUUAGGAGCGUUGUUUUCAUUCACUUUCUUGAAAUACACUAUUAAAUUUAGCAUAAACUUCCGAGAUUAACCACCAAUUGUAUUUCCAGGCAUUGCUAUAUUUCAUAUCGAAGACCAACAAAAGUUGAACUUAAAUCGCGCGAAAAGUUAGUUGUACACAAAGGUCCGCUCACAGAGGUAUAUUGAAUGUAUAAUAUGUGUGAGGCAUAUGGAAGUGAUACCGGCUGUGUUACGCCAAAAUUGAUGCAUUAUCAUUUAUUUACAACAAAGAAUUUCUGACUAUCAAAUACAAUUGUUCAAACAAAUCCAUGAUAUUAUGUUGCCUAGCCAUGCGCUGAACUGAUCUGGUCCAUUCAUUCUUGGAAAGAACCUUAUACUUCAUAGUUUUUUGGUGCUAAUAUACAGUAUGAUACUAUAUGCUAUUGAUGAUGAUGAUUUUCAUAUUUCAUCCAUUUAUUUUGGUUUAUUGAUAGCGAGAAGCCUGCUGGGUAUUGUGCAAGCAUCAAUGCAACUUCGACCAGAUUUAUAAAAACAGUACUGUAUCAAAACUUACUUCUAUUUUUUUGCCGUAAUGGCAGGAGAAGAGAUGACAUCCAUCGAGCAUCUUCGUGUCUCAUGUACUUUGUGUUUCAUAGUAUAUGAACCUAUACUAUUUUUUUUUCAGCCUCAAAUACGUGAAUUUUUUUUUAUAGUUAUUUAUUCGAAAGGCGGCUUUAAAGCUUUGUCCAUUCUCUUGCCUCGCUUGCCAAGUGAAUCAUUGCCCUCGUGACCUAUUUCCCUCCGCGCAAAAGACAUUGGACAGUGUGAGAAUAUUAAGGGGCCGCCCUUAGAGCCCUGAUUUACGGUAGGGAAUUAAGAGACCGCUCCCACAUCGUUUCUCUUCUAAUUCGAUUUAUUUUUUCUACAUGAUGCAUCAUUUAUAAAAUUGAGAUUAUGCAUUUUAAACGUACUAAUAGCGAUACCUUAUUUUAUUAUUGAAAAAGUUUCGUUUCAAAGCAGGUAGCGUUGGUCGGAGGUAUUCAUAACAUUCUUCUUUAAUUCUAGAAUUGUAUUCGUCCAUUAAACUCUUCUUUGCUAUAUUGAACGACGAAGUAAAAAAACACAGCAGAAUUGAGUGAUUGACUGAUUCUUUAUUAAUUUAUGAGACCUCGAUUAAGAGGUAUAGAACAUAGAACAUGUCAUUUAAUAUAAAAUAAUAGUAGAAUAAUUAUAUACAGAGACACUAUGUAACAUUACAGAAAAUUAAACACAUAUAGAAUCACACACACAGACACACUUAUAUAAUUAAUUAUAAAGAAAAGGAGUAAAGUAAAAUCAAAAUUGGCAUUGUCAUCCGAAUGUUCAUUUAUCGUAUUGUAAGUAGGCUUUGCUCAAUGAACUUUUUUUUAAAAAUUUUCUUUCUUAUCAGAUCCCGUCUUCAAACUCGGUAUUAGUUUAAACUUGCUGGUAGUUUAUUAUAGAUAGGUAUUUGUCUUGGACUUUCUUCUGUUUUGGUUAGCGCGUUUGGGUUCUAGUCCUUUUCUGAAAGAUCUGCUUUGAAUCAAUGGUUUUGUCUGAGUAUAUGUUCUCCUUGGAGAUCUGUUAAAUAUUUAAGUAUUAAAGAGCUGAUUUCAAGUCAAAAAUUGAAUACCUCGACCAAAUCUAAUCCAAUUGAAAAUCAUUUAUUUGAACGGAGGCGUUGAUUAAAAGAUACAAGAAUCAUAAUAAUUAGAAUAAUUUUUUUAUCUGAUUUUCAACAAGUGCGUACUUGAAUUUAUGAGUGAUUCACCAUGUAUAUGACGUUUUAACGUACAUUUUUAAACUAACUUUUUAACUUGAUUACCUUUACAAGUUAUGUUCUGUGAAUUUUAGUGAUUUUAAGAGAUAUGUUGUAUAUUAUAUAAAAGUUAUAUAUUAGAGAAUUUAGAGAAUUUCUUUCUGUAAUUCUUUAGUAGAAACCGAAUGCACAAAUUAGAAGCGUACUAGAUGCGUUAAAAACGGUCUUGAUUUUCAACUUUUCAGUGAAGAUAUGCUACAAUUAACAACAUGCACGGGACAUACUUUUUUUUCAGCAUAAUGUCGAUUAUUCUGCAAUUGGCGUGGAUGUUAAGAAAAGUGGAGUAGGCAUGUAAAACUUGUCAUUAAUAUUUUUUGAUAUUUUUGAUGUGAAGGAAAAAUAAUUACUGUUGGUUGUUGGUUUAGCUGAGUUACGAAUCACUUAUUUUAAAAUUUAAUCAGUAUAAAAGUUAAUCCACUCUAAAUAUAAAUCUAUAGUCCAUUUUUUUAACAGUAACGUUGAAUACGCGAACAAUAGACACGUUUAUCUAAAAUGCAUAUUAUCAUAUCCGUCGGAAAAGUCUUAUUGCGACCAAAUCAUUGUAUGAUGUCAUUUUUCAAAGAUAAAUUUGGAAUUUUUAUAAAGCUUAUGUGUUACUGAAAAGAGAAAAUCGGACCAAAGAUGCCGAAAAUAACACACGCAUAAUUUACCAAGCAUUUCCUUUUGCUAUUAAUUUUUUUCUUAAAUGUGCCAAUUUUAGAAAUGCAGAAUAUCAACGUACGAUCAAAAUGCGUUGUCAAAAAAUGAAAGAAUGUUUUUCUUGAAAGGAUUGUCAGUGCGUGUGAUAAUUUUACUAGGAAAAAGAGUUUUAUAUUUUCGUAUUGGGAUAAUUAAUUUUGACAUAAUUUUAAUGAUCAGCGUGGAAAUGUUAUCGGAAUAAAUGAUAGCACUAUAAUAGGGUGUAUCUUACAUAGAGUUCUGUAUUUCUAUAAUUAACGACAUUUAUGAUUUUAGGGGUUUGAAGGAAAAGCUAGACCUUGGAUUGCAAUGAAUAUUGACAUUGUACAAAGUGACUUUUUCGAACCUUAACCUAAUUUAUUUUGACAAUUUAUAGCAGAUAGAUAUUUGAAUAGAAAAAGCCGUAUAUUCCAGCUAGUAUUAUACCAUAGUAAAUUAUAAAUUAUAAAAUUACGCUCAAUAUGUUUUUCCAAUCAUACUUUAUAAUUGUGGUUAUUAAAUACGACCAGAUUGAUUGAUGUAGUGGUUUCAGAUGAUAUUAUAAAUCGAUUAACGUUCGAAGUUGUUUACUUUGUAUAAAACCCUAGUACUUUGUUUUUUGUAUUUGUAGAUUAACGUUGUUUUCUCUUCACAAAUAUUAGUUAAACUCUCAGAUACAAAGUAGGACCAAUAACAUACAACGCAAUACAACUGAGAAAAAGUGAAAAGUGCAGAUGUUACAAAAGGGAUUUUGACAAGUUCAUUACACAAAAGCACAAUUUUUUGGUUUUAUAUAAGAUUUUGUAUGUAGGUAUGGCUCAAUAAAAUAUGUUGGCUUUUGCUUCUACAGUAUCUGAAGAAACUACACAUGAGGUUCAGUAAAUGAUUUUGUGGAAGUACCACAGUUUUCUAUAUUAUUUUCAUCAUGUUUUGUGUAUUUUGGGAACAAGUCUGAUUUCAGGCAUAAACAUUUCAGAUUUAUUUCUCCUCUAACAUCCUAUGAACUUAUUUUGUAUAAAGUUAUUCUGCAUAUUUGUAUGUUAACUUCCGUUACUAGGACGUCACCAAAAAUCAACCCAACAUGGAUAUUUUCCUCAGAUUCUGUAGCUAACAUAAAGACGCGUACCGCACUAAAAUGCUAAAUUAUACUAAUACAUAUGGAAAAAGCGUACAUAAGAAUGUAGGUAUUAUUUCAGAAUGGCGAUAAAAAUAAAAAUUUCGGAUUAAUGUGUGAUGUGACAGUCUAUAUCGUGAAUAAUCUAAAACUACUUGAAAUUCAAAGCAAAUUACUACUACCAGUAGUUCGUCUCAGAUUCUUAAUAGCUUGUCAAUUUUCCUCAUAUUCAAUGUGGUUUGACCAGGCUGUAUGAAAUCAACGCUAGCCAAUUUUAACAAAAAUUAAUGAAAUGUACAGUCUGGCGAGAACAUAUAUAUGCUUUUUCAAUCAAUGAUGUAGGUUGCAUUUACGUUUCCUUCUAAAUCAGAAUUGCUGAUUGAUCUGUAGGAUGCCAAUAAUGACGACACGUCUUUGAAGGGGCUUUUUAUCAUUCUGCUAUGAUUCUAAAUAUGAAUGCUCUGAGUAAAUAUUAAGUUUUCCAUUCUGGAUUUUAGAACAAAUCAAGGAAAAAUUUUCACAAUCAGACAAAUUCAAACUUGGAAAACAAACACUCUUAAUUUUGCUUGUCCUGCCGUGCAUUGGAUACCUCUUUUUAUUCUUAAAUGAAACCGCAUAAAUUAUAUAAUAUUAUAUAGAUGGUUACUAUCAUUAAAAGUGGUUCCAGGAAUCCUCAAAUUUUCUGACUGAAAUGGUCUCCAAAACGUUUUUCAUGCACAGUUUUUAAUAUCGGCCCUACACCAAAAUUUGCAAUAUCUGACAAGAUGCACCGAUACCAAUAUUGCUUACCGUUGGCACAUGGUAAACUCAUAGUAAACUAUCAAAAUAUUUCUCUCAUGUGCUUACUGCAAUCGCGAGAGCGAUGUAAUUGGUCUACUGUAGCGUUUUAAUACAAAACGUACGGGAAGCAUUUCACCGGUUUGUAUGCUCUGUUGAACCAAAUAUUUCUAUGGGAAUCCAUAAACUUUGACUGCAAUGUUUCUUAUCGAUUUCAAUUGUGAUUAAAAAUGCUUAUUCUUCGAAUAUCUGUGACGUCAUCUUUUGGCACUCUACAGGAAAUUGUCUUUGCGUAAAUGUAGCACUAGUGAAUCUCCUCACAUUGCAAAGUACAAAAAUAACUAAAAUGUGUUUCAACAUGAAUACUUGUAGGAACCUUACAAAAUAAUUUCGAUUUGAUUUGUUACUGUUGCGGUUUCGUUCGACGUGAGUGGGGAGCAAGGCUGAAUAUAUAGAGGGUGUCUAAUAGGGGGGUCGAAUUACACGUAGCCAGAGGUAGCGCUUGGUUCUUACCCUAGGAAUAUUGUGUAUUGAGGUUGAAAUAAACAGUGCAGAUUUUGAAGGUUAUAUUUUUAGCAAAAACAACUUGAAAUCGUAUUAAAAAAAUAACUUGCUCAUAAAUGGAGACAAGAACUUUAUUGUGUUUUCUUAUGUUUACCAAAAUGGUAUGCCAUUCACUUGCAAUGCUAAUACUUGAACAAAAUGUAAUUUUUGAUAUUUUUCGAGUUAAACGCAGUACAACACAGUAUUAAGUCCGUGCAUGUUAACAAUGGCCGUGUCGAGAAAGGCAGGUUAUCUGCUAUAGUCAUUACGUCAGUAAUGAAUUUCAGGUUCUUUGCAUGUGGUAUCUCUAAUAUUUGCAUCUCUCUGUUGCUUCCGUCUUGAAGGUAAAACGUGAACAAGUGGAGUUUUGGCGUUUGGACGAGUUGCAAGUAGAAAUGUUGGUUAAUACCAAAUAAAUUAUCGAAGCAUGGCGUGGCGAGUGAAAACCAUUAGGUACAUUAGAUAAUUGAAUUGAAAUAAAUCAUGCGGCAUUUUUCACGUCUAUGCAUUUACACCCUAAGAAGCUCUACGCGCACUUCGUCUCCGAAAGCCACGUCCUCCUUACUGACAUACGACAUACGAGUACGUAUGACCUUAGACAAUUUACUCUCCUGUUUCCUGUUUUAUUGGAUAGCGCUAGUCAGCGUCAUGGAAUGAAUAGAAUCGUGUGAACAGUCCAGGACCCUGGCUAGUUCACGUUUCACUACCUACCCCAGCUUACAGUCACGAAAGCAACAUUGAAAGCGUAACGCUGUCGUCUUCUUGCCUCGUGAGAACGUUGCAUUGAAUUGAUGAGUUACUUGUGUAGCUUUCCUUUCAUUGCGACUGAUUGGUGUUUUUAUGUCAAAAUAUCUUGACUCUUUCUGACGGAAAGCACAUGAAAUUCGUCUUGAAUAUGUUCAUGUUGCUAUGAAUCACACACAUUUUUGUGGGAUCUUGAGAUAUAUCUUGAAGCAAAUUUCUCUAACAUGAAUACUACAGUUAACACAAUCCAUGAGUUCAGACCUUAGAUACAGUAAACAAUCUUUUACCAGAAGAAUUCAAUCUGACGACGCACUUUGAUACCUCAUUUUAAUUUGAAAUUGGGAAAGUGCUAUGGAUAUUUCUUCAAAUUCUGCACAUUAGAUAUAACUUUAAACAUGUGGUUCCUUGGAAUAGCGCCAAAUGGAACCUCUGUUUUGGUUUAAUUCGACCCAUGUCUAAUACCAAAAAUGUUACAGUUACUAAUGUGAUCUAAUUUCUAUAAGAUUCUAUAAUAUUUUAUACAAGGCGGAUCAAUUCUAAGUUAAUAGUGGUAUUCCUUGCAAUUCAAUCUUAUGUCUACCAAGAGAGCUAAAAUACCACAAGAUCUUUCUCAGAAUAUUUUUGCUACCUUAAAGAAGAUGCAAGAAACACUCUGAUGGUAGACUUGUGUGGUGUUAGUACAGGAUUGCAAUUAGGAUAUUUUGUAUCUCAUUAUCAGUAUGAAUUUGCUGCCGACUUAGCGUUGAGCCUCCUUGUAUAUCCACGAUCAAUUUGUAUGUUUUCCUUUCUGUUCAGUGGUUUUAUACACUCUAAAAAAUAUUUUAUGUCCCUUUCAGGAUGUCACUAGUUAUUGCCUAAUUUCUGUAUAUAUAUUUAUAUGUUAUUUUGUUUUUAUUUUGUUUUAAAUUCUAUAUUAUAAAUGUUGAAUGGAAAAUGGUGCAAUAUUUUUAUUGUGUAUGUAGCAGUAAAUCUCGCCGGUAGACAAAAGUUUGGUUCAUGAUAGUCACCGCAAAAAUAGUGUUCAAGAUUAUCUGUAAUCUGUAAGCAGUCAAGUACUGCAAGUCCAAACGCGGGAAUUUUUGUGAACUAAAAUUUGAUGAUCUAUGAUCUGAUAAAUAUUCGGGAAAUUGGUUUAUCUUCUAGGAUGCUAGAUAUUACACACUAUAUCAAUCUUAAUUCGAAAAAAAAAAAUAGAAAACAAGAUUUGGGUGUGACAUUCAAACAUUGAAGUUACUGAAUAUUUUUUAUAAUACAGGAAUGUAUUUUUUUUAGAAAUUAAAUCAAUAGUGGGUGUAGUAGUGAAUCCGGAAAUUUAAUGAAUUUUCUUAAUAAAUAUAUUUCUGUUAAGGUUGCCCAUGAUUGCCGAAUACUGGAUAUUGAUUUUCCAUAUGUAGGCUCGACAUUUUUAUAAUAUGCUCCAAGAGGUGUUAGACCAAUAGUUGAUUGUGUUAAAAAAUAAGGGUUGAUUGAACCAAAAUAUAGGGUACUAGGAGAUAAAAAAUGUUCCUGUUAUUUCUCAGACUGUAAGGAGUGUCUGCUAAUAUAUGGGACCCAGGAAAAACUCAGAUUUUAUCUCGAUAUAAAGAAGCGUCAACCGGUCUUAAAUAAGUGAAAGUUUAGUUUUAACAUAUCGUACUCAAAAUUAUAUGACGAAAAUUGAUAUAUUUUUUCAGCAUUUAAUUCGUAUAUAGAAUAAUUUUAUCCUAAUUUUCUAUGAAAGGUAAUCUGUAGUUUUUACUGUAUACCAGUCCUUUGCAGACAACCUGUAUAUUCCUGAAAACAUAUUUUUGAAACCGGUGAACAAACUUUUUUAUCUGUUUUUUUCUUAAACUUUGUCUUACACUUAUAGAAACAUAAUCCCAAAUAGCUGUAUGUAUAUAUUUGUCGUGAACUUAUAAAAUAAUUAGGCCAAUCAAAAGAAACUUGAACUUGAAAAGAUUGUAAAAAUCUGUUGGAGUUUAUACAGUAAAUCUUCUAUGAUGUA